This is a messenger RNA of Corythoichthys intestinalis (scribbled pipefish), 5185 nucleotides long. Its product is annotated as protein-cysteine N-palmitoyltransferase HHAT-like protein. Gene Ontology annotation, molecular function: acyltransferase activity. The transcript has 14 exons. The record is from RefSeq and is a predicted model, not a curated record. Bases 289 to 1842 code for a protein of 517 amino acids. Gene Ontology annotation, cellular component: endoplasmic reticulum. Gene Ontology annotation, biological process: negative regulation of N-terminal protein palmitoylation. Lineage: Eukaryota; Metazoa; Chordata; Actinopteri; Syngnathiformes; Syngnathidae.
ACUUUGAAGGCUCCAAACAGCAGAAUUCAGUGAGCACCAGUGGACCACUCCUCUCUGUGGUGCAGUAGUGGCGGAUAAAUAUAACCCCCCUCCACCUCCUCCCUCCUCUACCUCCUCCAUUUGUUGAGUUCUGCAACAUCCUGACUGGCCAAGGCUGUCAAAUGCAGGCAACAAGCCCCCACAAGACGGAUGAUCUAGCCUUCUGCCACCACCCCCUUUUCUUUUAUUUCUUCUCAAUUCCGAGGAGACGGUCUCCAUUUGCUGUGUGAAGCGGACACAAGAUACACCAUGGGAAUCAAGUCUGGCCUCCCCAGAUAUGAGCUGUAUCUCUACACUGCUGUACUCUCUGGGGCCCUGGUAUGGGCUGCCAGUUGGAUAUUUCAGGCGUCAAGCGAGAAUGUAAGCAGAAAGGCAUUCAAAGAAAGUGUGAAACCGGGAUGGUACUACUUUGGCAGGAAAAUGGAUGUUGCAGACUUUGAAUGGGUGAUGUGGUUCUCGACAUUCCGCAAUCAUAUUCUUUUUGCUCUCACUGGUCAUGUGAUUUUUGCCAAGAUCUUCACCUUGCUGGCCCCAAAGAUUGGUAUAGAUGGAUGUAAGCACAGAUCGCUCAUCUUCUGUGUGUAUGGUGGUCUGGCGGUCUUAAUCACGAUGGGCUGGACCUUCAUGGGUUUAGUUCUCUCACACUGCAUCAUACUGUACAGUGUGGCCCUGAUAAAAAUGAAAUGGAUGUGCUUUGCUGCAGGCCUGGCCACACUAGCAUCAAUUAAGCUGGAGCCAUAUAACGCCUGGCAGGAAACAUUGGUGACUGGCUCUUUUGAUCUGCAAGACAUUCUCUUUUACGGAGGUUGUGGCUUCACCAUCAUGCGCUGCAUGAGCUUUGCUUUGGAGAACUGUGAGAAGAAAGAUGGCAACUACACUUUCUGUGACAUGAUGAAGUAUAACUUCUACCUUCCCUUCUUCUUCUUUGGACCUGUCAUGACCUUUGACAAGUAUCACACCCAGGUAAACAACACCAUGCUGACCCGCAAGGAGAGGGAGAUGUGGAACAUCACUACCAAAGCCAUAUUGCACCUGGCAAUGAUUUUGAUGGUGGAUGCCUUUUUUCACUAUCUCUACAUCUUGACGAUCCCAAGUGACAUGAUGCUGGUAACCAAACUUUCUGACUGGUGUCUAGCUGGCCUAGCUUACUUCAACCUGGUGUAUGAUUGGUUAAAAGCAGCCGUGAUGUUUGGAGUUAUUAACACGGUAGCAACACUGGACCACCUAGACCCUCCUCAGCCUCCUAAGUGUAUCACAAUGCUAUAUGUCUUCGCUGAGACACACUUUGACAGAGGCAUCAAUGAUUGGCUAUGCAAGUAUGUUUAUGACUACAUUGGUGGAGCUCAUGAUCAAAUCUUCAAGGAGCUCAUGGCCACCAUUAGCACCUUUGCCAUCACCACCCUAUGGCUCGGUCCAUGUGAAUUGGUGUAUAUCUGGUCUUUUUUCAACUGCUUUGGACUGAACUUUGAACUAUGGGUAGCCAAGCUCUUCUCUAUUCCGCCAUUUUCUACCAUGGAGGGGUUUAUGGGGGAAGCCAUGUCACGCAGGAUCCGGGGUCUGUUCAAUGCUGCUAAUUUCUGGGCCAUCGUCCUCUACAACGUUCUUUCCCUGAACAGUUUGGAAUUUGCUAAACUGGUUGGAAGAAGAUUGAUUUUCAAAGGUUUUCCCAUCUCCACCAUCUCUGUUCUUUUGGUGACCUACUGUGGCGUACAGCUGAUCAAAGAGCAUGAAAGACAGGACGCACUACUAGAGGAUGUGCAGCCAGUCAAACCACUAGAUGGUGGCAAAGAAAAGGCAGAAUAGACAUGUCCAAGUCUGUAACGUUUAUUUAAUCUGCAGUAUUCACAACAGAACAGCAAUUUAACAGCCAGGUUGUGAUUUUCAGUAUGUUGGUCACAAUACAGUGAUUUUGUUAUUUGUAGUCAGACGUUUACUAAAGUGCACUUUUCUAGUGACAAUCGUUGGCACAAAGACCCUUUGAUGGAACAUGUUUAUUGUCUCCAGACAUUGCAAAAAAACUAAGUCUGCCAAUUACAGUUUGAAUGAGAGCACAUUAUAUUUUAUUUUAUUUUACUUUAAAGCAACACCAGGUAACUUUUCAAUUUUUAUAAAUGAAUUUUAAAACAUUUGGGAUAAUAUGUCGACUGACAACUAGUUGAAUGACAACUAUUUUAUAUUUUAAGGGGCUCUGUAUCGCUUUCACCGGCACUAAUUAACUUUGAGGAGGGUGGCAGGAACCCUGCAACACAAAAAAUAAAAAACUGCAAAUGUGCUGACUGCUUUACAGCAUACGUCAUUUCCCCCUUUCCCCAUUCAUUAUAAAUAUGGAAGUCGAUGCGAACGCUUUCGGGCGAAUUUUGCGAAGAUGAUGGAGCAACAAGAGAGAUAAAACUGCCCCCCCAACCGAACAAGUCAGCGCUGACGAAUUCGGGCGGGGUGGUUAGCCACACUAAGAUACACGGUUGCUAACCGUCAUAUGCUAUUGUUUAGCCACAACUGGAUUCAUUACCUUAUUGUAAGUCAUCCUUCACACAGUCGCUGGAAACAGAAAUGUUGUUUAAUCCAUCUGCAGGUGACCGAGAGACGGAUUUUUGAUUGAUUGAUGAUUUUACGACACUGUACGGGUAUGCGCUGAUCCUCAUAGGAAACAUACACUCCUGAUCAAAAUCUUAAGACCAGUUAAAAAAUUGCAAUAAUUUAAAUUUUGCACUGUUGUAGCUUAAGAGGUUUCUAAGUAGAGUUUCAAAAUGCAAAAAAGAAGAAAUGAGAGCAAGAGACUAAAUGUUUUGAGCGGCAUUUCAUUGAGAAGAACGAUUUAACUAAAAUAAGCUGUUCAUCAGCUGAUCAAAAAAUUAAGACCAUAGCUAAAAAAAACCCCUUAAACAGGAAUUACAGUCUCAAAAACAGACUCAUUAAUGAGUAGCUCCACCAUUAUUGUUGAUCAUUUCAAAAAUUCGUAUUGGCAUGCUUGAUGCGAGUGUUUCCAAAAGGCUUGUAGGAAUGUUGCUCCAAGUGGUGAAGAUGGCUUCAUGAAGGGCGUCCACUUUCUGGAACUGAUGUCCAUUUUUGUAAAGUUUCCUUGCCAUCCAUCCCCAAAUGUUCACAAUUGGAUUUAGAUCAGGGGAACAUGCAGGAAAUCAAAAGAGUGAUGUUAAAACAAUCCUUUGUCAGACGGGCAUUGUGAAUUGCAGCAUUGUCCUGCUGAAAAACCCAGUCAUCACCACACAGACGAGGGCCCUCAUUAAUGACGGAUGCCUGCUGCAAUAUCUCCACGUAGCCGGCUGCUGUUUGACACCCCUGCACAACCGGGAGCUCCAUUGUUCCAUUAAAGCAGUACUUCUCAAACAGUGGGGCGCGCCCCCCUGGGGGGGCACAGAGCGAUGCCAGGGGGGGCGCAUGUGACCUCGGGGAACAUGUUUUUUUUUUUUUUUUUUUGCCGCACUGGAAUAAAGUGUACUUGCACAUCCAUUCAGUGGGUGGCAGUGGCGCUCUCAUUUUCAGAGUGCGCGCAGUAUUUUUGAACUAAAGGAAGAGCACUCAGCACACACAGAAAACAGAUAUGAAGAGCAGUGAGCAGCCGUUUUCGAAAGCCGUUUUCCGACCGGACUCACUCACGCAGCGACCCACUGUCUUGUCCGGUUCUCACGUCGCCGCCCGAGAAGUGCCAUUUUCGGCUUGGGAUCGUCACGACGACCGCCCUCACCUACGGUUCUACCUCGGCCGCCGAGAAUGCGCUUUUUUCGUGCCGUUUGCCUUUUAGCUUUGACUUUUAAUACAGUGGGUGAUGAGGAAAGACCACUGUUUACUGUGUCUAAAAAUAAUUAUAUCGGACAGUCAGAAGCCAAAUCAAUUAAGACGCCACUUAAAGACAUUAGACCCCAAUCUCAUUGAUAAGCCGCUUGAUUGUUUUUCAGUGAAAACGUGCCGAAUAUUGCCAACAAUCGUCCUGCUUUGUCAGUGUUAUCAGUAAACCAGUGAGCAUUGUUAGCAUGCUCAUUGCAAAAUAACUCCACACCAUUGCAAAGGAGGUAAAUACUGUGAGCAGCAAAAAUAAAAACUGUCCUUCUGUCCAAGGACACUCUUUUUUUCUUUUAUUCAGUUUUGUUUUUUCGGUCAAAUUUUUUGGCAUAUUGUCCUCAUGAGUGAAUGUUUCUAAUCAAUUUUAAUUCAUUAUUUACUGAUCUUAUUACAUUUUAUUUUUCUGUAUCAAAUGGUCAAAAAUGUACCUUGAGUGUAUUUUUUACAGUUUGGAUGUGACUUUUUUUGAAAUUCAGGCAAAAUUGAUGCGCGUCAAGUCUUCUCUGUUACAAACAAAACAAUGUUAAUAAAGUUAUACUUUAUUAUAAGUUGAUCUAUGUUACUUUUUUUCUUUAUUACAAAAAAAGGACACAAUGUUAGGCAGAUGCGUAUUUAUAAUAGUAAUUUUAUAGACAAAUGAUACUAUUUACAGUGACGGCAGAGAGUUGGGGGGGUGCGCGAAACAUUUACGUCUUUCUUGGGGGGGGCGUAACAGAAAAUAAUUGAGAAGCACUGCAUUAAAGGAAAAGCACCCCAGAUCAUGAUGGUGCCCCCUCCGCUGUGCCGUGUUGAAAAAAUCUCAGGUGGCAUCUCCCUGUCAUGCCAGUAGCGUUGGAAGUCAUCAGAACCAUCAAGGUUAAUUUUUUUCUCGUCAGAGAAUGAAACUUUCUUCCAACCUUGAACGUCCCGUGUUUAGUUCUCGCUUGCAAAGGCCAAACGGGCAAUUUUGUGGCGUUGAAGGAGACGUGGCCUUUGAAGACGUUUUCUUUAAAAAUUUUUUUUUUUGAAGCCAUUCCUUUGCAGGUGCCGUCUGAUGGUUAUUGGGCUGCAGCAGCAGCAGUAAUGGCCUUAAUUUGGGAUGAGGAUCAUCCCGUGACGGAAAGCCCUUCAGAUCUUCCGACUCAGUGCCGGUGAGAUUUUUUUUGGGUCUACCACUUGAUUUUUUUGUUUCAUAAACCUCAGGAUCUUUUAAGAAAUGCAAAAUGACUGUCUUACUGCGUUCAACCUCAGCAGCGAUGGCACGCUGUGAAAGGGCCUUGUCUAUGCAGCUCAACAAUCCUGCCACGUUCGAAGGCAGUGAGUUUUUUUUUUACUUUUCCCAUCAAGAGGUCUUGACAGUGUGAUUAGU